AUGGAAAACCCAUCAUUCACUACUAUCGAUGGUAGCGGGUCUACCCUUAGUCCUUAAGAGAAGCAAGACGAGCAGUUCAUGCAAAUGACUUACACUCUGAUCUACAUGUCUUUCAGUGGAUUUGUCAUGUCUAUCAUUUAUAUGGCCUUCAACUAUGUUUAUGAGCAAAUCAGAAGAAAACUGACUUGCUCAAUCACAAUCUCCAGCAAUGAUGAUAUUUACAAGAUUAUUCUUGAUUACUUGAGCAGCAAGGGGCUCUUAUCUUCUUCAAUGACUCAGCUGAAAUGCCAACUUAAGAAGAAAGGCUGGACUUGGUGGUGGAACAGAUCUAAGGAGGAAAACCAGAAGCCAGAAGUUGAGUAUCUUCCAGGACCAGGAAAUCACUUUUUUACCUACAAUGGAAAAAAGAUGUGGGCUGUAUAGAGCGAAGGUGAAACUCUUAUGACUGGUUGGGAGAAAAAGCCAACCAAGCAAGAGCUUCUCUACAUCAUGUGCUACGGUACUGACACAGCUCCACUCAGACAACUCGUUGAAGAUGCUAUCAAUGUCUCAUAAGAGAAAGAUACUUCAUUGGUAAAUAUCUAUUAAGUGCACAGAUGGGGGGGUUCUUGGGAGAAAUGCUAAUAAAAGAGACCCAGAGCUUUGAACAGUGUUGUCCUAGACUCAGGAAUCGCUGAUAACAUCAUUCAAGACAUCAAUAAGUUCCUCGGCAGCGGUGAGUGGUAUCAAAGCAAGGGUGUUCCCUAUAGAAGAGGAUAUCUUUUGUAUGGCCCACCAGGAACUGGUAAGACCUCAUUCGUCCAGGCAGUAGCUGGUGCUUGCAACUUGAACAUUUGCUACCUGAACUUAUCAGGAGGAAACAUGGACGAUGACGGUUUGAACACUCUCUUGAACAAUUCACCACUGAGAUCUAUCAUCCUUCUCGAGGAUAUCGAUGCUAUCUUCGUGGACAGAACUUCUGUUUAGGGCAAGAUGAUGGAGAGACAAUAAGUUACAUUUUCAGGACUAUUAAACGCAUUAGAUGGUGUGAGAUCUCAAGAGGGUAGAAUUCUUAUGAUGACAACUAACCACAGAGAAAAGCUAGACCCUGCCCUUCUCAGACCAGGUAGAGCUGAUGUUCAUGUUGAACUUAACUAUGCCAGUGAGAAACAAAUGAAAGGACUUUUCCAAAAGUUCUUCCCAGAUGAGGCAGAGGAGAAAGCUCAAGAAUUCGCCAAUUAACUUCCAGAGUACAAAUUGAACAUGGCUAAAUUGCAAGGUCACUUCCUGAAGUACAAGAGUGAUAUCCAAGGUGCUAUUGAAAAUGCAAAGUCACUUCUUGAUGUUGACUAUCAAAUCAAAGAUAUGAGCAUUAGCGAGUGGCUAAGAAGAUUGAACAUGCUUCAGUAUGCUCCAAAAUUCAGAAAGGAGAGUGGAAUUAAGCGUGUAUCAGACUUGAAGUACAUUGGAGAGGGAGAUUUAACAGCCUACGGAAUGACGGCUAUGAUCGAUAGAAAGAGAAUCAUGGGGAUGAUCAGUGGCGAUGAGGACUGCAAGAUCCUCUUUGCCCUCUAGACUCAGUCUCAAGCCAGAACUGUUCUUCACGCCUUCUUGACAAGCGAAGCCGACAUCGAGGAACUACUCACAAUAAUAGGCGAUGAGCAGAUCACUGGUUGGUAACUGAGAGACAUCCUUGACGAGAACAAAAACUUCGAAGUCAUCAAGAAGAAGCUCAGAAACAAGAUUAUUCAAAACCAACUUGUCAAGCAAGGCAAGAUCAAGGACGAGGAUGAGAAGGACGACAAGAAGGAGGAAGAAGAGAAGAAAAAGAAGAAGGACUUCCCUCAAGAAAACAUCGAGGCCAUGCUUAAGUCAAUCAGCUUGACAGAAUGCAUUGCUAAGAUGAAGGAAGCUGAAAUUGCUGACCCAGAUGUUUUCUUUGAACUUGAUGACGCCACUUUGAUUACCUGCCUGGGCAUUGAGACCGAGGGCAAGAAGUUCAGAUUCAAGGAGAAGAUGAAGGAAGUCAAGGAGAAGCACGAGAAACUCAAAGCAAAGAAGGAACAAGAUGACAUCUCAGAGAUAGUAGGAGACGCUUUUGAAAAGAUUCAAAAGAAACUCAGCGUUAUCUACUGA
Messenger RNA from Stylonychia lemnae, 2115 nucleotides. NCBI's taxonomy places the organism in Eukaryota, Ciliophora, Spirotrichea, Sporadotrichida, Oxytrichidae. The record is from the annotation of a GenBank genome assembly.